AUGUGGAGUCGAAAAUGUGGAGGUGCAGCGAGGACAUUAAUCUUAUUGAUUUUACUGGAAAUAAAGGGGACAGAAUCAGUGAUUCACACUCUGAGGUAUUUCUACUCAGCAUCUUCAGGAAUACCAAACGUCCCAUCCUACAUGUCUGCUGGUUUUCUGGAUGAUGUUCAGAUAAGUUACUGUGACAGUGUCACAAACAGAAACAUUCCUACACAGGAUUGGAUGAACAACGUUGGUUCAGAUAAUCCACAUUACUGGGAGGAGGAAACACUAACAUGUCUGGCUAAACAGGAAACUCUGAAGGAAAACACUGAAAUUGUAAAACUUCGUUUCAACCAGACUGCAGGAGUUCAUGUCUAUCAGCACAUGUACGGCUGUGACUGGGAUAAUGAGACUGGAGAGGUCAAAGGUUAUGAUCAGAUAGGUUAUGAUGGAGAGGAUUUCAUAGCUCUGGACCUGAACGCAUCAUCAUGGAUCGCUGCAAAACCAGAAGCUGUCCUCACCAAACACAAGUGGAAUAACAAUAAAUACUCUUUACAAUAUGAGAAGUUUUACUUUACAAAAGUUUGUGUUGAAUGGCUGAAGAGGUAUGUGAGAAGUGGGAGGAGAUCUCUGAUGAAAACAGAUCUUCUAAAAGUGUUUCUCCUUCAGAAAACUUCCUCAUCUCCGGUCAGCUGCCUCGCUGCAGGUUUGUACCCCGACAAAGCUGAGAUGUUCUGGAGAAAAGAUGGAAAAGAGAUUCAUAAGGGUGUAGAAACAGAAGAGAUCCUCGCCAACAAUGAUGGGACGUUCCAGAUGAGCGUUCACAUCGAUCUGUCAUCUGUUGCACCUGAAGACUGGACCCAGUAUGAAUGUGUGUUUCAGCUCUCUGGAGAAAAAGACUUCGUUAACAAAGCUGACAAAGAGAAGAUCAGGACAAAUGAAACAAUUUCCAAUUUCAUGAUCAUCCCAAUCAUCGUUGUUGUUGUUGUUGUUGUUGUUGCUUCCAUUGCUGUGAUUGGAUUCAAUCUUUAG
Molecule: messenger RNA, 1014 nt
Organism: Gambusia affinis (western mosquitofish)
Lineage: Eukaryota; Metazoa; Chordata; Actinopteri; Cyprinodontiformes; Poeciliidae
Product: class I histocompatibility antigen, Gogo-B*0102 alpha chain-like
Exons: 5
Coding region: 1-1014 (337 amino acids)
Biological process (GO): immune response
Cellular component (GO): external side of plasma membrane
Source: RefSeq, a predicted model, not a curated record